This is a messenger RNA of Caenorhabditis elegans, 1048 nucleotides long. RefSeq names its product Serpentine receptor class gamma-7 (gene srg-7). The transcript has 5 exons. Gene Ontology annotation, molecular function: transmembrane signaling receptor activity. The record is from RefSeq and is marked reviewed. Gene Ontology annotation, biological process: sensory perception of chemical stimulus. Gene Ontology annotation, cellular component: membrane. The coding region runs from base 3 to 1022 and encodes 339 amino acids. NCBI's taxonomy places the organism in Eukaryota, Metazoa, Nematoda, Chromadorea, Rhabditida, Rhabditidae.
AGAUGGCGUCAAGCCCUCCAAUUUACAACCUCGAACAAUAUGGUACCAACUGCAGUGAAGAAUAUUCAAAUUUUUACGAAAAUUCCAAAUACUGGAUCCAAUGUCUCUGGUUAAUUCCGACACUUUUCUUAUUAGUUUGGAUUAUCAUUACUACAAGAGUACGGUACCCAUCACAAUACAGUAAUCUACCAUAUUGGAUUCUAACUGCUGAUUGUGUUGUUAGCAUAAUCCUCAUAUUGCUCGACUUAUUUGUUGUUCGACUUUUUCUAUAUUUCCCUCAGCUCUGCUCAAAAUUCUCAACAAUUUUCAUAAAUUAUCCAAUUAUCAGUGAUAUUUAUUUCCCCAUCUACAAUUAUGCACGGGUAUUCAAGACAGGAUCACAGUGUGGAAUGAUUUUAAGUAGAUUGUUUUGUGUUCUUAUCCCAUUUGGACAUGAUGAGAAGUUAAGAAGACAUAUUCCACUAUUUUUAACUAUCAUCUGCAUACUCCCAAUCCUUGUGGUUUGGAAUACAGUCAUUUCAGAAAAAGAAGUGGUUUUUUGGUAUGGAGGAUUUUUUGUCAUUUAUCAUAGAAGAGUCGGCUGGGUCAGCCUAUCCAAGCUUCAUUUAACUUUUAUUUUCGUUUCCAUCAGCUUUAUCCUGAUAUCAUCUCUACUUCUAAUGAGACAUCUUCCAAUAGAAAGUGCUGUAAAUGCGGAGAGACGAGUUAUUACAAAUUCUAUAUUCAUCAUUGUUGCCUUCUUUUUUCAAGCAGCGUUCCAGAGUUUUUAUGCGUUUUUUCGAUACACUGAUUGGUACCCAAGAUUUCUCGUCGAUUUUCAAUUCAUUAUCUACGAUGUAAUGACUGUUGGCUAUCCACUGAUAUUUCUUAAUUUUGCCAAAGAAUUUCGAAAUCACGUGUUCCUAAAAUCAAACAGAAAAGGUAGAACUCUAAUGGAACUUCGAUCAAUGUCAAAACCAUUCAACAACACAAUGCCAAGACAAGAAUCACCAAGUCCUAAUUAUGAUAGUAUUCUCGCAUAAUUUCUUUAUUGUAAUUUGCAGUUUGA